Molecule: messenger RNA, 1511 nt
Organism: Menidia menidia (Atlantic silverside)
Lineage: Eukaryota; Metazoa; Chordata; Actinopteri; Atheriniformes; Atherinopsidae
Source: the annotation of a GenBank genome assembly
AUGGCUCUAAUGUGUAGCGACACAACAACCCAGAUCCUGCUGCUGCUGCUGCUGCUGGACAUGAUCCUGAGUGGGCUGAACGACAACAACCGCACACUGGUGGAUUCUCACAUUCCUCCACUAAAAACGCUCCUCCUCUCUGCUCCCGGUGCCAAACCUCUCCGCAAUCCCACACCCCUUACUUUGCCGAGAGACAAGAGGCCCUUUUUUGUGGUGACGGGAAACAACAUGGCUGAUGUUGCCGUCGACAGGGGAAGCAAGGGAAUUGUGAUCAGCGAUGACUGUCCGGGGUACAGCUUAGACCUCUUCAGCUACCCAGCUCACUACUCCGGAGACCUAGACUGUGUCAUCAUCCCGCAUGGCGUCAUAAUGGACAGGACGGAGCGUCUGGCUCGAAACAUCAUGGACGACCUGGGCGACCACGACAUCGUGGUGCUGUGUGUGCUGAAAGGCGGCUACCAGUUCUGCGCCGACCUGGUGGACAGGAUCAAGAUUCUCAGCCGCAACUCCAGCCACACCAUCCCCAUGAGGGUCCACUUCAUUCGUCUCAAGAGUUACCUGAAUGACCAGUCGACAGAGGACCUUCACAUACUGGGAGCAGAGGAUCUGUCUUUUUUAGCUGGAAAGAACGUACUGAUCGUGGAGGGCAUUGUGGGCACCGGAAAGACAAUGAAGACUCUCCUGAAGCACGUCGAAGCCUUCAAGCCAAAAAUGAUUAAAGUCGCAGGAUUGCUGGUAAAGAGAGUGCAACACAGCUCAGCAUGUGUUCCUGACUAUUAUGGCUUUGAGAUACCCAAUCGUUUUGUGGUUGGAUAUGCCUUGGACUACAAUGAGUAUUUUAGAGACCUCAAUCACAUUUGUGUGAUCAGCGAAAAUGGGAAGAAGAAAUAUAAAAUCUGAGGAGAGGGCAGUGACAAAGAUGACUGUCCACCAGUAGUUUGAAAACACCAUACACUCACAGCUGCUAUGAUAACAUGUAAUCACGAUCAUACCUGUAAAAAAUUAGAUCUUGUUAACAAGCAUGUAUGUACUCACACAUGCAUGUUUAACUGGCGAAACGAGCAAAUCUAUUCUCUGUGUUAGCAACAUAUUUGGUUGGUUUGUGUUUACUACAAGGAAACUUCUUUUGUUUGUUUUUGUGAUUCUGAAACCGUGUUCUCUACUGUUUGUUAACCAUAGCUAACGACUUGAUGACUAAAUAUAAUGUGAAAAUUAGAGAGAUUUCUUCUUUGAUUUGAUAGGAAAAAGUUAUAUAAAAUGCUGUAGUCUCCAAUAGUACAUUGUGCAUUUAAAGUUUUUACAACGGAGUACUGUUAACAUUUAGAGAGCUAACUACCUCUUUUUUUAGCAUUAGAUACAAGGUACUUUGUGAGUGCUGAUGUAUUUCUUUUGACAAUUUCUUAUACAAUAAAAAUGUCUUUCAUAUUUCUGUGUUGCAAGUUGUUCCCCUCAUGAUCUUAGUAAUGAAUUUGAAUUGGUUUCUUGGUUGAGCUCACAAGAUAGAAGGGCCA